CCAGGCCAAGAGCUCCCGGCUCUCCAGGACUGUGUUCAAGUGGUCGCUUACGACGCGGGCUUUGCGGCCCUCACCUCGACGGGUAGCGUGUAUACCUGGGGAGAUGAGCGCUAUAUGCCAUGUCUCGCGCGGGAUCUGGACGAGUUCAGCCCAUCAGACAAGCCGGGCCUAGUCCAUUCCCUGCAGGAUCUGCCUACCGGUCCUAUCACAAAAAUAGCUGCUGGCGGAUAUAUCCUCGCUGCGCUGACCAAGGGAAACGACCUGUACGUCUGGGGCGGCCAUCUCGGCAAGAGGACACUACCUGUAGACCUCGUUGGCGGGCCUACUCCUAUGGACAUCGAUGACCACGACAUAGCCGACGUUGCUGUCGGGGACGCUCAUCUAAUCGUCCUGACCACACAUGGCCACGUCUUUGUCAUUGGUGAUAACAGGAACGGACAACUGGGCAUAAAGUCUCAGCGCGCAGACGUUUGGGAGGAGGUCGAGCUGGACUUGUCAGACAAAACGACACCCGUGGCGGUCGUAGCCGGGCCGAGGGGCUCUUUCAUCACUGUCGAGAGAUUGCCACAUUCAUCCGGGAUAUAA
Cryphonectria parasitica EP155 is the source of this 585-nucleotide messenger RNA. Its product is annotated as RCC1/BLIP-II. Lineage: Eukaryota; Fungi; Ascomycota; Sordariomycetes; Diaporthales; Cryphonectriaceae. The record is from RefSeq and is a predicted model, not a curated record. The transcript has a single exon. The annotation marks the transcript as partial.